Triticum aestivum (bread wheat) is the source of this 3537-nucleotide messenger RNA. Its product is annotated as putative disease resistance protein RGA1. The record is from RefSeq and is a predicted model, not a curated record. Gene Ontology annotation, molecular function: ADP binding. The transcript has 4 exons. NCBI's taxonomy places the organism in Eukaryota, Viridiplantae, Streptophyta, Magnoliopsida, Poales, Poaceae. Bases 4 to 3183 code for a protein of 1059 amino acids.
AUUAUGGCCAUGGCUUUGGCAAUAUUCAAUGAGUAUGCUGGGGUGCUUUCAAACGUCAAUGCAUGUCGUGAAUUCUUCAGCUGGACGGCAUCAGUCAUAACGGCCACUCGUUCUUCACGGAACACCUCAGAGUUGCCAUGCCAAGACAAGGCAGCUGCUCUACGACAGGCUGAAGAGGAAAUUGAGCGGCUGGGGAAUGCUAUUUGGGAGCUAACGACAUCAAUGCCCAAGAUGCUUGAGCUCAUUGAUCAGGUCGAGUUUCUAAGCCAUAAGGAACAUGUGGCUGCUCUCCUCCCGGGUAUCAAGGCUGCAGUGUAUGAUGGAGAGGACCUGUUUGAUGAGUUUGAUUGUGAUGCACUCAAGUUAAAGGUUGAACGCAGCAAGAAUUUGUGUCCAGAUCGAUUGCAUGACACCUGUUUGGAAUUCUAUGACACGGUCAAAUCCAAUGAUCAGAUCAGGAAAGUCAACAGAAUUCAUAAAAAUCUAGAACAUAUCCAUAAGCAGUGCAGGCAUAUGCGCUUGCACAAAGCACCACUGAAGUUUGAUAAGUCAAUUAGGCCAGAAACAACUUCCAACUUUAAUGAGCCAAAAAUGUUUGGCCGGGAAGAAGAACUGAAGAACUUGGUGGCAGCACUAGGAGUUGUUCGUGCACCAAAGAGAGCAAGGACUGAAAUCGAAGAGAGAAUGACAGAGCUGCCUGUGUUUUCAAUUGUUGGCAUGGGAGGUGUCGGAAAGACAACAAUGGCCCAACAAAUCUGCAAGCAUACAGAUGUGAAUAAGCACUUUGGCCCCGAAAAUAUAAUCUGGACAUGCGUUUCAUAUGAUUUUGACAGAAAAAGGUUAACAAGAGAGAUUAUAGAGUCCCUGGGUGGAGAUGCAUCAUCUAAUAAUCUGAAUGUUCUUAUGGGUAAACUAGAAGGCCAUGUCAAGUCCAAAAAGUUCUUACUUGUCCUUGAUGACGUGUGGGACGAUAUCUUGAAGGAUCAUGGGGCGGAAUGGAACAGUUUGUGUGCGUCUUUGAAAUAUGGUGCUGAAGGAAGCAGGAUUUUGGUCACCACUAGAUCUCGUGGGGUUGCUAAGCUAGUUGGGCCUAUGAAUAGUUAUGAGUUAAAGGGCUUGCAAGAUAAGGUAUUUUGGGAUUUCUUCAAAGCCUGUGCAUUUGGAUCCGUCAGCUCUUGCAACAACCGGGAGUCAUUGGAGUGCAUUGGUAAAGAGAUUGUUCCAAAGUUGAAGGGCUCCCCAUUGGCUGCCAGGACCAUUGGACGCUUGUUGGCAGUGGAUUUACCUACAGAACACUGGGAAUAUAUAAUGGAAAGUGAACUCUGGAAAAUAGAACAAAAGGAGUUUGACAUUCUGCCGGCCCUUCGACUGAGCUAUAUGUGCCUACCGCAUAAAUUGAAGAGAUGCUUCUCAAUCUGUGCAAUAUUCCCCAAGGAUUACAAAUUUAGGAGGGAUUUUCUAGCUGAUAUCUGGAUUGCACAAGGAUAUGUGGAGGGGCCCCAAGAAGCCUCUAUGUGCUUUGAUGCCCUUGCAAAUCGUUCAUUCUUUCAGAAAGCAUCACCACAUAUUGAUGAGUAUGUAAUUCAUGAUCUGAUGCAUGAUAUGGCACAACUAGUCUCAGCUGAUGAGUGCUUCAUUAUAAAGCAUGCUAGGGACCUAGAUAAUGUUCCUUCAAAUGUCCGCCAUCUGUCAAUAUUGACAAACGGAGAAGUUCGAUGUUCUGAAUUGAAGAGCAUAUGCAACAAGAAAAAAUUGAGGACCCUGAUAUGUGAUGAAUCAUUUAGCAGUGCAGAAGAUUUUGAGCCCGUGAUAAACUGUUGGUUCAAGGAACUGUUGAAAAUCCGUGUACUGAGUAUUAAACUUUCCAGCGUAGUACAGCUACCAGAGAGCAUGGGCAACUCAAAGCAUCUGCGUUACCUUCGUCUUCUUGGAAGUUCAACUUCCUGCACAUUUCCUUCAUCGGCUUGUCGUCUGCAUCGUCUCAAAGUGGUAGAGGGUGGUAGUUGUUUGAUUCAAAGGUUUCCCCCAGACUUCAGUGAUGCCAUCAGCUUACAGAAAAUCAAUUCAAAGGGUUUUGAUUAUAACAAGGACCACUCUGGGAAACUCUGCCUAAAUUGGCCCGAUUCGCAAAUUCCUGAGACGGUGAAGAUGAUGGAAAACCAGAUGGAAGUAUUACCUCACUUGGAUCUCCAACAUUUGAGUGUAAAUGGUUACGGAGGUGAAUCUUGUCCUAGCUGGCUCCGGCCCAACCUGCUGCCAAUGUUGCGCUCCCUUGAAUUUCAUAAGUGUGAUAACUUGAAAAGCACAUCAUUCUUUGUCCCGUUGGAGGGAUCAGUUGACAAUACAGCAUCUUCAGACAACCACAACCGUCUUGAAGAGUUAGUCAUAAAAGCUUGUGCUCAAAUCAAUUGGCAAGGCUUGGUGGUCCUACCUACUUCUCUUAGAAGGCUAACCCUUGAUAAAUCAGGCAAUUUUAUGGAUCACUUUGUGAGCUGCUUCCUUGACCUCACCUCCCUCACUCAUUUGUGCAUAAUUCGCUGCGAGUCGUUGACAUCUAUUCCCCUGCAUUUGUGGAGAAGCAAUCUUCCAUCCCUGGAGGAACUAUAUAUUGAUUCUUGCGACAAUCUUACAUCAAUCGUCUCUGAAGCAAGUAGCAACAGCGAUGUUAAAGGAUUCUCAUCCCUUGCCAAGAUACGUAUUGAGAGGUGCCCCAAAUUACUCGGCAUGGAUGAAUUGCUCAAGCGAGAUUGUGUACCUGGCGUGAAGACCAUUUGGGUUUUCUUUUGUGGAGAGUUGAUGUCCCUCUGUGUUGAUAGGCUCGAGGGGUUGGAAGAUCUGCUAAUUAUAGGUUGUCAUUUUAAGUUGGAUUCGCGGAGGGUAAUGAUAUUACCAUCGUCUCUUAAGAAUCUCCGUGUGGGGUGUUGUGAGGGCAUAGAAUGUAUCAACCUCGCCAAUAGCAACAUGGCAAGUUCUGCACCGGUGCUGGAGGAACUCAGCAUUACGUCCUGUCCAGGCCUCCAGUCCAUUGGUGGUGCAGCAGCUGUUGAUAAAAUAAAGAAAGUGAAUAUAAGGUGGUGCCCCGAGCUCAACGAGAUACAGCAGCCACUCUGCCGCUGCCUUGUUGGCACUGCUGAUGCUGAAAAUUGGCACGAGAAGUAUGGGGAAGAGGUUCGACCGGCAUAGGGCACAUAGGCAAGAAGAUGCUGUUGGAGGAGUGUGAGGAAAGUAAAUUAAGGGCCGCCCUUUGAUGCUCCAGGAGGUUGCUAUUAGCUUGUAUCAAUAAUAGCAGCAGUACACAGUUGCUUGCUAGUAUCUGUCAAGGUAGAGAAGAGAAACUGAACCUUGAGUGAGAUGUUUGUGUGUGUCUCCUUCCUGUAUUUCAAAUUCCCCGCUGAAGCGUGUGUUUCGGUGGAAAAAAUCCUAUUUGUUGUUCCUAGCCAGCUUAUUUACCAUAUUGUCACAAACCUGGCAACUUGUUACUGUAAAAUAAUUUGCGACUCAGAAGUCCAGAAUUCCUUGUUAUAUUUACUUGUAAUA